Elephantulus edwardii (Cape elephant shrew) is the source of this 1716-nucleotide messenger RNA. RefSeq names its product tetratricopeptide repeat domain 22 (gene TTC22). Gene Ontology annotation, molecular function: protein binding. Lineage: Eukaryota; Metazoa; Chordata; Mammalia; Macroscelidea; Macroscelididae. The transcript has 7 exons. The coding region runs from base 1 to 1716 and encodes 571 amino acids. The record is from RefSeq and is a predicted model, not a curated record.
AUGGCGGAGCCAGAGGCCACAGUGGAGGACCUGGACGCCCUUAUCGACGACUUGGACUACCUGCCGGGCCACUUCCACCUGGAGAUGCAGCUAAACUUCGAGCCUAGCUCAGCAGCUCCGCUCCGCGCAAGGGACUUGAAGCUACAACGGGAAGGCCUGCGACAGGAGCUGGAGCUGGCGGCGGCCCCGCACCGGCCCGCCGUGCGCCACCUCCUGGGCGUCUUCGCCUUCUACCUGGACGAGCUAACCGAGGCCCGCGAGUGCUUCCUCCAGCUCACCCGCGACGACCCGGGGAACCUCAACGCCUGGGCCAACUUGGCGCAUGUAUACGGGCGGCUGGGGCAGGAGGAUGAGGAAGAGGAGUGUGCCGGUCGGUUGGCAGCUCUCAUGGGGCUGGCUGCUGGCCCAGAGGCCGCCGGGGACCCCGUCCGAGCCGCGCGCUGCCUGGCGGAGCAGGGCUACGCGCAUGGCUUCGAUGUGGGCUGCGCCAGCGCGGAGGAGCGCGCGCGUGUGCUGACAGCGGGCAUCGCGCUCUACGACAAGGCUUUGGGCUACGCCAAGCAGGUCCCCAUGGAGGAGAAGAGGGGCUGGUACUUCACCAUGGCAACACUCUUCAUCAGGCUAGAUGGAAUCUCCCUGGAGCUGGGCAGCGAGGAGCAGAAGCGGCUGCCUACCUUCAACCGCACCCUGGCUCUGCUCCGGCAGGUCCUCAAGUCUUUGGACCCUCACCACCAAGCUCUGGCCUGGUGCUACCUUGGUAUGCUGCUGGAGAGAAAGGACACCUUCUCCACCACCCCACUGGGCAUCCACGACUAUGGGUACUCAGGGACUGACCCCUUGGAUUGCUUCGGCAAGGCCAUCGAGAUUGCCAAGGACCACCCCCUGAUCCUAAACCGCCUGGCCAAAAUCUUCCACUUCCUAGGAAAGCAGGAUAUGGCCAUUGGGACCUGCAACAUGGCGCUUGACGUCCUACGAGAUCCAGAGCUCAACUGGCAGGCGUACUGCACAAGGGCCAAGAUCCACAUCAAAGCCUACCUGCAUGACCUGGAACGGGCCAAGAUGGGGCUCGGGGGCAUGCCUGACAGGAACCACUUGGCCUGCGCCAAGGCUGACCUGGAGGAAGUGGUCAAGGUGUGCCCAGGCCUCAAGACCUACCUGGACAUCGGCCAGGUGUACUACUACAUGGGCGUGGACGCAGUCCAAGAGCUGAUGGCGGUCGACGAGGCGGCGCUGAACCAGGCCCUGGUCUUCCUGGCCAAGGCAGGAGAGUCAGAGUUGGGCGCGACGUUGCCAGAGGUACAGCUGCUUCGCGGCAAGUGUCUACGCAUCAAGGGCGAGGAGGCUAAUGCUGCCGCCUGCUUCAAGCGCGCCGUGGAGCUGGACGACGCAGGUUCCAGCCACACCGAGGGCUUCGGCUGCCUGUUGGAGGCGCUGCUGGCGCAGUGGAGCCUGGCGCAGCUGAGCGAUGGCGAGCUGGUGGGGGAGGUGGACACGUGGUUGCGCCGCGCCCGGGCCAAGUACCCUGCUGCGCGCUUGCGCCAGGAACUGCAGCGCGUGUGGCGCGGACACACGGACGAGGUGCUGGGGCUGGCCCGCGCCUUGGUGGCCCAGGGCCGGCUGGAGCUGGUGCGUUUGCUCUUCGAAGCCAUGGAGCAAGAGGGCGAGGGUGCCACGGGCGAGGGCGCGGCCCGAGGCCAAAGGACACUGUCCUUCUGA